CGCGGGGCUCCCGAGGCCCUACGAGAGGGAGCCCUUAAUUCUUUAGGUCUGAACGUCCCGCAUGCAUUAUCCAGUGCAACUCUGGGCUCGGGCUUCUGCUUGGCGCUGCCGGGAGACAGCGGCCCGGCGCCGGCGUCCGGUUCCCACGCGCUCUGCGGGGCCCGCGGCGCCUGCUGGGAGCUGUAGUGCGAGCUGUGCGCACUGCGUUCGCCGAGGGGGAGGGCGGAGCUGCCGGCGGCCCGGGCGGGCUGGCAGCUAGAGUGGGUGCGAUUACCGCCUCCGCCUCUGCCGCCUCCGCCGUCGCCUCCUCCGCCCGGGCCGUUCGCUGCUGCGCGGGGAGAGCGAGGCGGGGCCGCCGGGGCCGCCAUGGAGCCCGACUCGGUGAUUGAGGACAAGACCAUCGAGCUCAUGUGUUCUGUGCCAAGGUCUUUGUGGCUAGGCUGCGCCAACCUGGUAGAGAGCAUGUGCGCACUGAGUUGCCUGCAGAGCAUGCCCAGUGUCAGAUGUCUCCAGAUAAGUAAUGGAACGUCAUCCGUGAUCGUCUCCAGAAAGAGGCCGUCAGAAGGAAACUAUCAAAAAGAAAAAGACUUGUGUAUUAAAUAUUUUGACCAGUGGUCUGAAUCAGAUCAGGUGGAGUUCGUGGAGCACCUUAUUUCCCGAAUGUGUCAUUACCAGCAUGGACAUAUCAACUCGUACCUGAAGCCCAUGUUGCAGCGGGACUUCAUCACCGCGUUACCAGAGCAAGGCCUAGAUCACAUAGCAGAAAACAUUCUUUCCUACCUGGAUGCCAGGUCUCUGUGUGCCGCAGAGCUGGUGUGUAAAGAAUGGCAGCGAGUGAUCUCGGAAGGAAUGCUUUGGAAGAAGCUGAUCGAACGAAUGGUGCGCACUGACCCUCUGUGGAAGGGACUUUCAGAAAGAAGAGGGUGGGAUCAGUACCUGUUUAAAAACAGACCCACAGAUGGCCCUCCCAAUUCAUUUUAUAGGUCACUGUACCCAAAGAUUAUCCAGGAUAUAGAGACUAUAGAAUCUAACUGGCGGUGUGGACGACACAACUUGCAGAGGAUUCAGUGCCGCUCUGAAAAUAGUAAAGGUGUCUACUGUUUACAGUAUGAUGAUGAGAAAAUUAUCAGUGGCCUACGAGAUAAUUCUAUUAAGAUUUGGGAUAAAACCAGCUUGGAAUGUUUGAAAGUGUUAACGGGGCACACUGGCUCUGUCCUUUGUCUCCAGUACGAUGAACGUGUCAUUGUGACUGGCUCUUCAGACUCGACAGUGAGGGUCUGGGAUGUGAACACGGGCGAAGUUCUGAACACGUUGAUCCACCACAACGAGGCCGUGCUGCACUUACGCUUCAGCAACGGGCUGAUGGUGACUUGUUCCAAGGACCGCUCCAUCGCUGUGUGGGACAUGGCUUCUGCCACCGAUAUCACUUUACGCCGCGUCUUGGUCGGCCACCGCGCUGCUGUCAAUGUAGUAGACUUCGAUGAUAAGUACAUCGUGUCUGCCUCUGGUGACAGAACCAUCAAAGUCUGGAGCACGAGCACCUGUGAAUUUGUCCGCACGCUGAACGGGCACAAGCGAGGCAUUGCCUGUCUCCAGUACAGAGACCGGCUGGUCGUUAGUGGGUCGUCAGAUAAUACCAUCAGGCUGUGGGAUAUCGAAUGUGGCGCCUGUUUAAGAGUCCUAGAGGGACAUGAAGAGUUGGUCCGAUGCAUCCGGUUUGACAACAAGAGGAUUGUCAGCGGGGCCUAUGACGGGAAAAUUAAAGUUUGGGACUUGCAAGCUGCUCUCGACCCUCGCGCCCCAGCCAGCACACUGUGUUUGCGCACGUUGGUGGAACAUUCUGGACGUGUGUUCCGGCUACAGUUUGAUGAAUUUCAGAUCAUCAGCAGCUCUCACGAUGACACUAUUUUGAUUUGGGAUUUCUUAAAUGUGCCUCCCAGCGCCCAGAACGAGACCCGCUCUCCCUCCAGGACAUACACUUACAUCUCCAGAUAACAGUCUGCACUUUCCCCGUUCUGGGGUUUCCUAGUCUUGAACUACUGGCUACAUGGCUACCCAAUGCCUAAGGGAGUUCUUCACGGCUGAGUUAUGAAGCUGGAAUUGGUUCUAGACGCUGGGUAGAUGCGAAGCAGCCUAACUCUUCAAGUACUGACCUUUCUCACUUCCGAUUCCAGCCUCCACUUGGAGAAGGAUACCUUAGCUUCACCGACUUCAAGUAGGACAGAAGCCCAUUUUCUCCCCCCAUCAGUGAAAAAAAUCUAACGCUUCAAGUGUAAAUUGUCCAUGUAAAAGGAACGGACGGUCUGCCGGAAGUAAAUCGACAGUCAAGAGAAGACUUGGCCUCUAAUUUAUAUCGCUUUGCACUUUGGUCUGAUGUUAAGAAGCAGCAUUCUUCGGUGAGACUUGGGGUGCCAAACACCUACCCAGAACGUCCAGGGCUUUCCUUUGGGAAGUUAGCAUUCUCCUUUUGACUGUCCACGUCUUUCUGAAUUCUGACUUGUAUUAAGAACAUGUUGGACAAUGGAAAAAUUUCUCUGGAUGGUUUUAGUAAUAUUUUUUGGAUUACACUUCCCUUCUGUAUCAUUUCUUUUAAUUUAAAGAACUGUAAGCAAGGCUAUAUUAUCUCCUAACAGAUAAUAUAGCUUUUUUAUUAACUGUUCUCUGUACCCCACCCAUCUCCUGAUAUUCGGUAGAGUAACACCUUUACACACGUGCUUGCCUCCUAAUUUAAAAUACUGUAUCCGCAUGUAGAUAUAAUGUACAUAACAGUUUAACCUCAAGGUUGCUGGAGUCGGGGCCCCGGGCCUGAGACACUAAUGCAGAGCGCGUUCGCACUCGGCCGUGGGCUGGGCUCAAGAAUCAACGCCAGGGUUGCUGUGGAUUACCUAGAACCCUUCCUACAGUAUUCAUACGGUGUUUUUAUUUUGUCAUUGUCCUCGUGUGUGCGUGGUGAGUGUUUUUAACGGGAAUCUUGUUUUAAAAUGUAAUCUCUAAAGCUUAACACAGAAUGUUUGCUUGGUUGUGCAGUACAUACGAUGGAAAGGUACCUUAACAUUUUUUCGUUCUUUUCCUCGUUAAGUGCUCCUGAGUACUAGUGGUCACUUCCCGUAGUAUUCAUUCGACGUCACUGGCAAAGUCAUUCUGUGCGUUAGUAACCUGGGGACGGAGAACAGCAAGGCCCUGUCGACAGGUUUCCUGGCUCUAGCAGUCACGCGUCCUGACCUUGUCGGGGGGCCGGCCGGCCCUGCUUGCGUGCCGGAGCCCACGUGCCGGGUCAGGCUGGUUCAAGGGCCCGUGUCGAGUGGAAGGACGCAAAGCCUCAAGCUCACGAAUCUCGUCCCCGUCAUCUGGUGUCAUCCGGUGUCACCUGCUGCGGUGGCCCCGGCAGCUUCUCCGAGCUCCCGUGUGCUGGGCAGCCCGAGUGUGUGACGGGCACCGCCGUGCUGACGGUGCAUGGGAAGGACCUUGGCCUCCGGUGGGCGCUCCUUUCCCCCGUUCAGUAUUAGGUUUCGAUUUGCCCCUCGCCAUUGUUUCCAAAGAUCAAGGAAUGUCGAUACCAUUUUAAAGGACCAAUGAGAACCUCCUGUCAAUCGAGAGCACCUCUUCCCGGGGAGGUGCUCUGUACUACUCAAGGGAGGGUCCCCAGGCUCUGUUCGUCCUUCGCAUUGAGAACGGUGUGGGGAUCAAUGUGCGUGUGUGUGUGUGAUUUGUUUAUUGGGUUGGCUUUCCUUUUCCUUUUUUUUUUUUUAAUACAUCCCUCCUUACAUGUCACUAAAUUAAUUUCUAUUUUUGAGAAGUUGAGUCUCAAAAGUGUAAAAAAGAAAUAGGCUCCAUUCACAAGGUGGGUGCUGUGAGCUGGACGGCGGCUGUGGGAGCGAGGUGGCUGUCCCCGCCCUUCCCCCUUCCCCCGCAGCUGCACUAGCAGCCGGGUCAGGAGAGCCCCGGGGGUGGGGGGAGGGAGAGGCAGUUCUUCUGAAUGAAUGGACUUUUCGUUGUUGUUUUUGCAUGUUUAAUAUAAAAGUUCUUGUUCCUUGGGAGAUCAUGGCCUUUGAAUAUGCACACAACCCUUGAAUUGUGCCUACUAAAUUAUAGCAGGGGACUGGCACCCAAGGAAUUCUGACUUUCUGGGAUGAUCGUAGUAAUUCCCAGCCGUACUCUGGACUUUAUUUUGCUAACCAUAAUUGAGCAACUGUAAAUUACUGCUAUAUUAAUGUUUUAAAGCACUGGGAUAGUCUAAUUCUAACUUGUAAUUAAUUAUGUUUGCCAAUUAUCUGUUUGAAAUAAAUUUGUGUCUGAACAGCUAUUGAAGCUGUUAAAUUGUACAGAUAUUAUUCAUGACAGCUUUGUACUGUGGAAUGUGCUUAAUAAAAAACAAAAAGUUGACCUUUGUCCAAUAAAUUGCUAAGUAAUGUCAGUAAAUCAAGUAUGAGUAUUAAUGCAAUACAUCUAAUCUGGCUUCAUGCAAUUGUUACUUCAGCUACUAAUUCAAAGCCAAUACUCUAAUAAAGUGUUGCAAUACUCUAA
Molecule: messenger RNA, 4524 nt
Organism: Pteropus alecto (black flying fox)
Lineage: Eukaryota; Metazoa; Chordata; Mammalia; Chiroptera; Pteropodidae
Gene: FBXW11
Product: F-box and WD repeat domain containing 11
Exons: 13
Coding region: 367-1995 (542 amino acids)
Molecular function (GO): protein dimerization activity
Source: RefSeq, a predicted model, not a curated record